CAUAGCACAAUGGACCAUAACGUCAUUCCGUCUUGAUCCGCUUCAGCUGAAGGUCGGGUUGUUCUUCGAAUACAAAUAACGGACUAUUCGCGUCCUCAUUACAACAUUCAGGUUUAGGCAGCCUCAGUUCUACGUUUUUCUUCGAUCAUACCAGUUCAACCUUGCCAUUGGACGUUCGACUCAAACAAAUAGAAACAGAAAUAUGUGGGGCGUUUUGUUGUUUGCGUCUCUUGCAUUGACUAAUGGCGUCGAACAUAAAACAAUUUAUUCGUGGAGCAACGUCGAAUAUAAUUUUCCAAAUGACGCUAUUCGAGAUUCUCUGAUAUACAGUGGUGGAUACGUACCCGAAAAUAAUAUGCCACUUGGUCUAGAAAAUUGGAAAGACAAGAUAUUUGUUACUGUACCUCGAUGGAAGAAUGGCGUCGCGUCCAAUUUAAAUUACAUCUCAAAGAACGAUCCAUCAGAAUCCCCAAAAUUAACUCCCUAUCCUAAUUGGGAAACGAAUUGCAUUAAUACACCUGAUGGCAUUGUAAGCAUCUUCCGUGUCAAAGUCGACGCAUGCGAUCGAUUAUGGGGUGUCGACACAGGUACUGAUGACAUUUUAGGCAAUAGCACACAAGUACGACCAGUGAGAAUUUUCGUAAUCGAUUUGAUAACAGAUAAGAUAUUGAGAAUAUAUCCUCUAAAAAGUACAGACCAAACUUCAAAUUCUUUCUUUGCCGAUUCGGUAGUCGAUGCAGAUCCAGAUAAUUGUGACAACGCACACUUCUACAUUUCCGAUUUAAGCGGAUAUGGUUUGGUUGUUUAUAGUUGGGCCAAGAACGAUUCCUGGCGAAUCUCGCACAAUUUCUUCCACUUCGAUCCUCUUCAUGGAAACUUUAAUAUCAGUGGAUUCAACUUCCAAUGGCAGGAUGGCAUAUUUGGAAUGUCUUUGUCCGCACCACAAAGCGACAAUUAUAAAACUUUAUAUUUCCACGCGAUGGCUGGUAUCACUGAAUUUUCCGUAUCUACCGAAACCUUGCAGGAUAGCACGUUAAAGAAAGCUAGUAAUUAUGAUGAUUUUCACGUCGAGGGUGCGAAAGGUCCACUUACUCAAGGACCUACUUCUGUGAUUGAUACGAACACUGGUAUCGAUUAUUUCACUCAAGUAAGCAAAAAUGGCAUCGCUUGUUGGGAUACCAGUGUCGAAUUAAAUCCAAAUACCUUCAUUCUUGCAGUUCAAGACAACACAACGAUGAUCUUUCCUAACGAUUUGUCGAUCGAUCGGCCCAACAACAUGCUUUAUGUGCUCUCCGAUAAUUUACCACAAUUUAUGUUCUCUACUUUUGACAUGAAAAAGCGCAAUUUCUUCAUCACAGCGGUGAACCUCGAUUCUUUAACGCAGAUGUGCAAGAAACAGGAUCUCAAACUUAAGAGACGUCUUCCUCAUAUUCUUUAAUUAAAAAAUAUGAAUUUGCAUAAAAAUCGCAAUCUAAGUAGCGUUUAGAAUAGAAGUGAUUUUAUUUUAUUUCUCUAAAUCUACCUUUAUUUAUUCACAGAAGUUAUACAAAAGAAUAUUCAGAAUGAUUACACGCGAUAUGUGAAGACCGCAUGAAAUAUAUGUUGUAACUAUUGUUAAUUCUAA
Molecule: messenger RNA, 1624 nt
Organism: Bombus impatiens (common eastern bumble bee)
Lineage: Eukaryota; Metazoa; Arthropoda; Insecta; Hymenoptera; Apidae
Gene: Y-f
Product: protein yellow
Exons: 6
Coding region: 203-1438 (411 amino acids)
Cellular component (GO): extracellular region
Source: RefSeq, a predicted model, not a curated record